GACAGCCGAGGGGCGUCUGGGACCGCCGUGGGAGCGCGCGUGUGCGGGGUUGUGGAGCUGCAGGUGUCUCGCCUGGGUGUGUGCGUGCGUCUGGCUCCGAGUUUGUGUUGGGCUCUGCGGGGAAUGGUGGUGUCAGUCCAGGGGAAUGUUGGAGGGUGUGUGUGUGUGUGUGUGUGUGUGUAUGUCCCUGCGUGUGUGUCCUGUGUCUGGCCCUGCUAUGCCUGUGGGGUGGGUGCCCUGUUUAUAUGUGAUUCUACCUAUGUGUGUGUGUGUUCUCUGUGAGUCUUGCCUGUGGGUGAUUCCAUCCGUGUUGCUCGCAUGUGUGGUUGUUGUGUGUGUGUGUUGCCUGAGUGUACUCUGGGUGAGUUUGAACAUGUGUUUUGCCUGUGUGUGGGGCUGUGUCCAUUUGUGCUUGCGUGUGUAGCUUGAGUGAGUUUGUGUGCUUAUACGUAUCUGCCCGUGUUGUCUCGGUGUGCUUGUGUGUCUUGCCCGUAUAGUAUUAUCUAUUGGUGGCCGUAUAGUAUUAUCUAUUGGUGGCCGUCUCUCUGCGUGUAUCUUCAGGGCAUGUGUCUCUGCUGAGCGUUUAGUUUAUGAUCCUGCGUCUGCUGAAUGCCAGUGUUUGUUUUCUGUCCAGGUGCCUGUGUGAGUCCUGCGUGUGUGUGUAUGUGUGUGUGUGCAUGGUAAGGAGUUGUCUCACUCGGUCUGUGUUUUGUCAGUGUGUCUAGCAUUGGCAUCUGGGAACUGGAGACAGGCUCUGCGGGGUCUAUGUAGUCAGUGGGUAUUGCUGCCUGCUUCUCAGAUCGGGCUGUGUGUGUGUAUGUGUGUGUGCGGGCUGAGUCUGAAGGGCUUGUCUCUCUGAUGGGCUGGCUCAUGUGUGUCAUGUGGGCUGCGUGUGUGUAGUGUUUAUGUCUGUCACGUGAGAUCAGUGUUUCUGUCACGGCUUUAGGUGUGUGCUGCUGGGGCCGUGCAGGAUUAGUUAACUGCGUUUGCCUCUGUGUGUGUGUUUGCCUGUGUGUGUGUGCUAGUGUGCCGGGGCCUGACAGUUGGUGAGAGUGUCUCAGGGUGGGAGGGAGGGAGGUGGGCUGAUGUCUGCUCUUAUGCUGGUGUGUCUGUGUGUGGUUGCUGGCAUGUGUGGGUCUACAUCUGGGUCUGAUAACAUGUGUCCGUGUGUGUCUUGGCGUCUCAGAGUUGGUGCUGAGUAGGUGUGUACUGGUUGUGUUGGUCUGUCUGUGGCUGUGGCUGUCUGUUUUGGGUUGAUGUGUGUGCAGUUCAGUCCUGGGAGGUGUAGAUCUUGUCUCUUGAGUGUAUGUCUGAGAAUUGUGGCAGUGCCUAUUUGUGUGUGUUUCUCUCAGUCUGUGAUGGUUACACUGUGUAUGUGUGUGUAUGUGUCUCUGGGCUUAUCAACAGUGUGUGGGAUUAAGGGGGUUGUGCUAGCUACCCUGCACUGUGUGUGUGGCCCUUGUGUAGGCCUGUGUGUAUGUCUAGAUUUUGGUCAGGGUGUGUGUGUGAGUGUCCUUCUGUCUGAUAUUGGGGCCAUCUCAAUGUCUGUGUGCAAAUGGGAGGUGGGAUGGGAGGCCACGCUGGCCACUCCUGGGUGAGUCCUUGUGUGUGUGUUGUGUGCCCAUCACCCCCUCCCCUCCACAUAUACACACCCCACAGUCCUCUCCAUCUGGGUUCUGUGAGAAUCCCUGUGGGUGUUGUGUGGGAGUGCCCUCCAUGUGUGUCCAUCCCUAUGUUUCAGAAGUUACCCAAACCAGCCUGUAUCCUGUGUCAAUCUUAGGUUAGGUGGGUUUGUGUUGGGAGCUGUGACAACGCACGCACCCACCCUCACAUACAUACACACACACUCCUGACAGGCCCUUCCAUUUAGGUUUUGUGUGAACCCUUGUACUUGCUGCGAGAGCCAUCCUGUGCCUCCCUCCCCCCAUGUGUAUCCAUAUCCAUCACCAUGUGCACAGGUUGGCUGUUCAGCCCCUGCGCUGUGUCGGCCUUGGCUGGAUAGAUGUCCGGUGUGAGCCCAGUGUGUGCUGUGGGCGCUCCCCUGCCCCAUCCCAUGUGUGCUCAUCGUCGUGUUACUCCCGGGUCGUAUGUGUGUAUUGUGGGGCCCUGUACCCCUACACAUCCCCGCUGACCUGCCCCUCCCCCGUGUCCCGCAGGCCCCAGGGAGCGCCAUGGCCCGCGCACGCCAGGAGGGCAGCUCCCCCGAGCCCGUAGAGGGUCUGGCCCGCGAGAGCCCGCGCCCCUUCCCACUCGGCAGCCUGGUGCCCUCGGCCGUGUCCUGUGGCCUCUGCGAGCCCGGCCUGCCCGCUGCCCCCGCCCUGCUGCCCGCCGCCUACCUCUGCGCCCCCGCCGCCCCGCCCGCAGUCACCGCCGCCCUGGGGGGCCCCCGCUGGCCAGGGGGUCCCCGCAGCCGGCCGCGGGGCCCGCGCCCGGACGGUCCUCAGCCCUCACUCUCGCCGGCGGAGCAGCACCUGGAGUCGCCGGUGCCCAGCGCCCCGGGGGCCCUGGCGGGCGGCCCAACGCAGGCGGCCCCGGGGGUCCGGGGAGAGGAGGAGCAAUGGGCCCGAGAGAUCGGGGCCCAGCUGCGGCGGAUGGCGGACGACCUCAACGCGCUGUACGAGCGGCGGAGACAGGAGGAGCAGCACCGGCACCGUCCCUCGCCCUGGAGGGUCCUGUACAAUCUCAUCAUGGGACUACUGCCCUUACCAAGGGACCAUGGCGCCCCCGAGAUGGAGCCCAAUUAGGUGCCUGCACCCGCCUGGUGGACGUUGAGGACUUGGGGGGGCAGGCUCCUCCCACCUCCUGAUGCCCUGGCCAGCGUGGGGGACUUUUUCUGCACCAUGUAGCAUACUGGACUACUGGCCCUGCCUGCCCCGGGGCGGCCAGGACAGCCACAGGGGGGCACUGACAGAGAUGUGGACUCCUGGUUCCCUGGCCGAGGUGCCAGGGAGGGUGGGCUGCUGGACUCUGCAUCUGAAGGGAAGGCAGCGGUGACCAAGGGGGUGGGGAUCGUGCCGCCUGCCUCUACUGCCCACCACCAUCUCAGGAAAGGCUGCUGGUGCUGGCUGCCCAUUCCAGCUGCAGGGGUGACACUGGGGGUUUCCCCCGCAGUGUUCCUUCACUUUGGGCCUGGCCUUAGGCCCCUGGUGCUUCCCCCCCUCCUCCCAGGGAGGGGGCCUGUGAAGAGCAAAUGAGCCAAACAUGAUCACUAGCCUCCUGGAGCCAGAGAGUGGGGUGUGUUGGACAGCCCCGGCCCAGCGCCUGGCCAUCUUCCCUGAGCCAGCGGCAGGUGGUGGGCGUGCCUGCCUCACCUUCAUCAGGGGUGGCCAGGAGGGGCCCAGACUGUGAAUCCUGUGCUCUGCCCAUGACCACCCCUCUCCCCCCAUCGACCCCAUUCAUAGGUUUAGAGAGAGCACGUGUGACCACUGGCAUUCAUUUGGGGGGUGGGAUAUCUCGGUGGAAGCCGCCCCAGCCUUAGUCCCCAGGCGAGGCGCUGGGGGGGAGGAUGGGAAGUCAGGGAGGGGGGGUCUUGGAAGAGGGAGGAGUCUGGGAGCGGGGAGGGGUGGCCCAGCCUGUAAAAUACUGUAUAUGCGCUACUGUAGAUACCGGAAUGAAUUUUCUGUACAUGUUUGGUUAAUUUUUUUUGUACAUGAUUUUUGUAUGUUUCCUUUUCAAUAAAAUCAGAUUGGAACAGUGGAUGUUCUUUCUGCCCGCCUUCCCCGCCGCGUGGCCUGGGUGAGGCCUGGCACCAUCCACUGAGAGUCUCCUUCUGUGGCCCUGUCUUUAGGGUGGGGGGAAGUCCACAGGGCACAGGAGGGUGUCCAGCUCUGUCAGUUCCACCCUCAGGGAAAUGGGGACGCUCAGGGAAAAAGACCCUUCUAGAAACCAAAAACCAAACUCUUUGCUGUCAAGUUGAUUCUCACUCAUGGCCACCCCAGGUGUUGAGUAGAACUGCUCCGUGGGGUUUCCUUGGCUGCCAUCUUUACGGCAGCAGAUUGCCAGGACUUUUCUUCCGCCGAGCCUGUAGGUGGGGUUCAAACUGCCAACCUUUAGAUUAAUAAAUGAGCACAAACCAUUUGCAAAACGUAGGGACUUACUUCUAGAAUACCAGGGCACAGGAAAAAGGAACCGCCACUUUGGACAAGAAUCCGGCAAACCCCCUGUCAAGCUGAAGAUGUACAUACUUGACACCAGCAUUUGCCUUUCUGGGCGUCUCCUUUAGAAGGUGGGAGCUGUGCAUGGGAAGGUCCCAGGUGGUGAUGUUGCCACUGCACAGAGCCAGCCACCUAAGUGCCCAACAGCCAUCAAAGGGUAAGUAAAGCCUGAUCAACUCUGCCACACUUCCGGAGUAAUACACAGCAGUGAACUGUAUCGAGAUAAAUAAACACAAAUGGUGAGCAAAGUGAACAAGUGGUAAAAAGAAGUUGGGUAUAUGGGGUUUGUACACUAUUCUCUGUAGCUUUUUUCAUGAGUAAAUAUUUCCAAGCAGGGCCCCACAGAAGGGGCCACACAAAGAUCUGCUUAGUCCUCACUUGGGUGCACAUUGGCUCCUUGGUAGAGGAUGCUACCUGCCCUCGCGAUCAACCACCGCCUCUCUCCAGAAACAUCUCAUGGAAUAACUGGUAUGGUUGGGCUUAGGUCUACCAUUUUACUAUGUGUGUUCUGUUUGCCCUGUUCUGUCUGUUUUUUGUUCCUCUGUUCUCCCUUUCCUACUUUCUCUUGGAUUAUUUGAAAAACUUUCAGAAGUCCAUUUAAAUCAAUCUUUUGGUGAUUUAACUCUCUCUCAACAUUUUUUUCUAUUGCUCUGCUGGCAGCCACUAUUGCUUGGACCCGACUUAUGGAGACUGGAAUAAAAUGCUGCCUGGUCCUGUACCAUCCCCAUGAUCAGUUGCAGAUUAGACCAUUGUGAUUCAUAGGGUUUUCAUUGGCUGAUUUUCAGACAUAGAUAGCCAGGCCUUUCUUUCUAGUACCUGUAGGUCCGGAAGCUCCACUGAAACCUGUUCAGCGUCAUAGCAACACACAAGCCUCCACUGACCAGACGGGCGGUGGCUGUGCGUGAGAUGCCUUGGCCAGGAAUCGAACUGGCGUCUCCCACACGGAAGGUGAGGACUUUACUACCUAACCACCACUGCUCCAGUAUUGCUCUAAGGAGUAUAAAAACACAUCCUUAACGAUUCACAGUAUAUUUAGUUAAUACUGUGUACACCAGUUCACGUAUCACGUAGAAAUCUGGUGACCAUAUAGGUCCACAGAGACUUUUUAAAAUUUUUUAUAUUUUUACACUACAAAAUAGAACACUGAAUAUUUUUCCAAAAUAACGAACAAUUUAUUCUAGUUGUUGUCCGGUGCCAUCAAGUCGGCUCUGACUCAUAGCGACCCCAUGAACAAAAAAGUCAGGUCCUGCACCAUCCUCACAAUCAUUGCUAUGUUUGAGCCCAUUGUUGGAGCCACUGUGUCUAUCUUGUUGAGGAUCUUCCUCUUUUUCACUGACCCUCUACCUUACCAAGCAUGAUGUCUUUUUCCAGGGGAAAUGCCAUACCACACUGAGAUACCACUCCCCCCGCCCCCACUAGAAUGCCAUAAAAAAAAAAAAAAAUCUAUGUUGGCGAGGAUGUGGAGAAAUUGAAACCCUCAUCCACUGCUGAUGGGAAUGCAAAAUGGUACAGCUGCUGUGGAAAAGUUUGGGGGUUCCUCAAAAAGUUAAACAUAGUUACUAUUAAAAAAAAAAAAACACCAUUGCUGUCGAGUCGAUUCUCAUAGCGACCCUAUAGGACAGAAUAGAACUGCUCCACAGCGUUUUCAAGGAGCGCCUCGUGGAUCUGAACUGCCGACCUUUUGGUUGGCAGCCGUAGCACUUAACCACUAUGCCACAAGGGAUUCCAUAGUUGCCAUACGACCCAGCAAUUCCACUCCUCGGUGUAUACCCAAGAGACCUGAAAGCAAGAACACCAGCAGUACGUGUACACCAGUGUUCACUGCUGCACUGUUCACAAGAGCCAAAACUUGUUCGUCAACAAAUGAAGAAAUGUGGUACACACAUGUAUUACCCAUGCAUAAAAAGAAAUGAAGUCCUGAUAGAUGCUACGACACAGAUGAAUCUUGAAAACAUGAUGCUCGUGAAAUGUCACAAAAGGACAAAUAACGUAUGAUCCCACUUACAUGAAAUAGGCAAACGUAUAGAGAGCAAAGUUUAUUAGUGGCUGCUAGGGCAGGAAGGAGGGCGGAGGGGGAGUCAGUGCUUAGGGGCACUGAGUUUCUGUUAUGCUGGUGAACUAAUUUGGAAACGGAUAGUGGUGAUGGUUGUACACGAUGAACAAAAUCAGUGUCGCUGCGUUGUACCUGUAAAAAAUGUAGAACUGGCAAACGUUUUGCUUUAUAUAUACCCAUAACCUGCUGCCGUUGAUUCCGACUCACAGCGAACCUAUAGGACAGACCAGAACUGCCCCACACGGUUUCCAAGAAGCGGCUGGUGGAUCUGAACUGCAGACCUUUUGGUUAGCAGUCAUAUAUAUAAAAAUCUAUAUAGUUGUUUUCACAAUAAAACAAUUUAAAGAACACGCAAGAAACUGGCAAAAGUCCGCACUGCAAAGGGAAACCAUAGAGUGUGGCGCUGCGAGGAGCCUGAGAACUUUUCAUAGUGUUUUCUUUACAUUGUACAUGUAUUAGACGAAAAACAAAAGGGUUUCCACUGCACGUAUUAGAGUGGAAGCUAUUUUACUAGAAAGUUCUGAGGCUCUAAGGGUGUUAUGCAUUCAGCACGUUAACUGUUUAGUUCUUACACAUAUUGGGGACAACAGAAGUGUGGUAUAGGGUGAGAAACCUGGCAGCGCCUUUUCUUUCAUUUGUAACCCCAGCAACUCAAAGUGGGUCAACCAAACGUAUUUGUUACCUUCAUGGAUUACAUCCUCCUUGAAUGGGCUAUAUACCUCCUGGAAGUACGUCACAGGGUUAGCAGUGUGCAGCUUCUUGGAGACUUGGGGAAACCCAUUUUUGUAACAGGAGCAUGUACUAUAGGGGAACAAUAUGAAAUCUGAAAAAUAAAGGUAUUUCUUGCCUUGGGCUGGCAGCUUCCAGCUCCACCCCUCCCCUGGUUCCUGAGGUAUCUGGUCCAGAUGACUCAAUCCUUGCUAUUAGAGGUAUCCAAACACCCAAACCCACUGCCGACAAGUUGAUUCCGAUUCAUAGAGGCCCUAUAGGACAGAGUAGAACUGUCCCGUGGGGUUUACAAAGCUGUAAUCUUUAUGGAAGCUGACUACCACGUUUCUCUCACGGAACAGCUGGUGGGUUUGAACCUCUGACCUUUCUGUUAGCGGCCGAGCGUUUAACCACUUUGUCACCAAGACUCCUUAUUUUGACUCAGAGUGACUCUAUGUGACAGAGUAGAACUGGCCCAGAGGGUUUCCUAAACUGUAAUCUUUACAGAAGCAGACUGCCAAGUCUUUCCUCCAGUGGAGCCACUGCUGGGUUCAAACCACUGACCUUUCAGUUAGCUUCCAAGCACUUAACUACUGCACCACCCGGGCUCCUUAUUAGAGGUACAAGUUGGAAAAGUUUGAAAGGCUUUAGGGAAGAUUUGACAAUGACAAUCUCUUUAUCCAUUCAGACCCACCUGCUCCCCCUUGUGACCAAGGUCCCACACUGCAAAAAGAAGGGAGGCAGUAAGCUCAAAAUUUCAAACCUGGGGUGAGAUUCAAGGGGCAAUAAAACUGCUGACCUUGGCGCCAUAGGUUCUCCAUUAACAGGGUCCAGGAAGGGACCUCCCCCUCCAGAAAUGCCUGAAUGACAGCCCCAUCUUCAUCCAGGCGGAAGCGGGGUGGUGGUGGUGGGGGGAUAAUCUCAUCACCUGAGAAGACUAGCUCCUUUUCACCUCACAUAGCAGGACUGAAAUAGGCAAGGGGCUGCAAAUCCACCCCUCACACAACUUGACAUCAAGGAGAAACACAAGAGUGGGAGGUGUCUGGGAAUGAGUACAGACUGCCAAGCAAGAGAAACAUGGGCUCCAAUUAAAGCCUGACCCCCACCAGCUGUGGGACUUGGGGCUGGUUACUGCAGUGUCACCAACUUUAAAAUGGGACCAUCACCCACUUUUCCUCUGAGCAAUGCCUGGCACAGAGAAUCUAAAUAAAACAGAUGGUAGAAUCAAUAUCACUUGUCUUACCCCUUUUUCAUGAUUAUUGUAAUUCUUGCCACUGAGAACAGCCACUAUUAUCUGACUUAUCGAAGAGACAAUUGGAACCCGAAGCUUCUCCUCCCUCUAGAAUUUGCAGUCUUACUCCUGCUGCAUUAUCCUGCAGAGUGGAGGCAGGAAUGGUGACCGAGGGGAGGAAACCUCCCAGUCCUGUCAGGGCAUUCACUAGUGUUUCUUCAGGUCUAACGGUCAACCAGGAGGGUCACUCCCUGUCAGAUCCACUUUCUAAUGUGAAAGAAAUACAACAACAAAAAAUCCAAAACCAAAAUUUUAUUUCUACUAUCAUUCCUUUUUAAAGAACCAGGGAAAGUAGAGAAAACAUGUGAAACACCAACAGCUACAUUUCAGAGUAAAUGAAGGACAGACAACCACUUAAUUAAAUGCCCGCCUCCUGCAGGCCCGCCUGCCUCAGUUAUGGGGCUGUGUUAAAAGGGCAGCUCUGUGUUCCAGCUCAGCCCCAGGGAACGUGCCUCUCCAGGGGUGGGCCCACAAACAGGCCAUUUUAAACAAGCUGUUCUUCCACUAAUAUUCCACUCAGAAGGUCCCCCCUGGUAAGGUAUCCAGGGGCUUAGUAACAUUUCCCUCUUCCGAAGCCCAGGCUGAACUCCACUAAUCCUAAACGAAAACUCAAGACCAGCACAGCAGAUGGCACCUGUUGUUUUUUGUGAUAUCAAACUUUGGAAGAAAGACAUUCCGCUGGGCCUGUUUUUUCCUCUCUAAAGGCACCUGUCUGAAUUUGGAACUUUGGUUCCACUGACAUUUAUUCGGGCCUGGGCCUUAUUCCCCACCUAAAGUCACACUCCUCGCUGUAUGACAUCAUGCGGGGAAUAAGGCCAAGAAGAUGGUAAGAGGCUCCUAAGCGACAAGGCGUGCUGGUUCCUCGCAGGUAUCUCCGCCGAGGCCCCAGAGGGCUGGUGAAGCCAUGACGGCACCAGGUGGGGACGUGUCAGAGGGGUGCUUUGAGGUGAUCACCACUCAGGGGAGCUGGCAGGCCCGGGGCUGGCACACAGGCCCAACAGCACUGGAAUGGGAACAGCCAGUCCCCAGCCCGUUGUUCAGCAGCUGCUGGGGAGCGGAAGCCGUACAUCUGCACACUCUCCCGCUCCCAGGAAGUCGUGUGUACUGGUCAAUCACUUCAUUUCCCCAUCUUGAGAUGCCUUUGUGGGGGCAGGAGGAAGGGAGUAUCUCUGGGCGUGCUGCAGGUCAGCAUCUUGGGGCCUCCAACUCUUCGGUUCACUUGGGGCCAAGGCACUCCACAAUCCCACUCCCCUUUAUGCCAUCAAAGAAGAAGAAGUUGUUGUGAGGAGGGUCCCUCUGAGACAGGGCCUGGUGAGAAAACCGAGAGGAAGGGUCAGGCAAGUGCUUUAAAAGGGAUAAAAUGAGGGGGAAAAAGUCUUCUAAAAGCAGUGUAGGGCAGUGGUUCUUAACCAGGGGCAAUUCUGCCUCCCACCCAGGGGGUAUCUGACCAUGUCUGGAGACAUUUUUGGUUGUCACAACUCUGUGCUCUGUCCCUUCCCAGCUAUGGGUCCUUGGGCAGAUCAUUUUAACCCCCCCAAACUUUUCCCAUGUUAAAUGAGAAUAAUUAAUGCAUGAUCCUGGGGGAUUAAAACAGAUGAUGUACUUCAAGUAUCUAAAACAAUGCCCAGCACAGAGCAGCACUGCUUGGCAAAUGGCAGUGAUAACUAUUUAUGACUAUUCAACUGAUAAAGGCAGCCAUUAGUUUCAUCGAUCCUGGGCUGCCACCUUCAUCACCUGAGGGGAUCAGGUGACUGCGUGAACUGGAGACACACACUGAUGUGGCUGGGGCUCACUUGCUUCCCAUGGGACAGCCCCAGAACCCAGAGGUCCUAGGAGUGGUCAACAGAAGGACAGAGGCCUUCUAGAGACGGGGCCAGACUCCCUGAAAUGACAUGCUGAGUCAUGUCUGUACCUGCACGUUUCUGGCGAAGGGUUCAGAGAUGUCAGCAAAUUUUCAAAGAGGGCUGAAACGCCACCAGGAGGUACCACCGAGAGACAACCUCCCUGAGGCACACGGCUGGGUCGGGUCUAUGAUUCCAGGGAGCACCACGCCUGUCAUUCUUAAGGACGGACCUUAUUUAUAAGCUCAUGGACGUGCCCUAGACACCUUAACUUCUCCACGAACUGAGCAUGGAGUUUCCUCAUCUGUAAAACGGGAUAAUUAUACCUACACCUCGAGUGGUGAUUUAUCUGUGUAGCUGAGGAAAACUUACUGAGCAUCUACUCUGUGCCAGGUAUUACAGAUUCUGCCUAUAAGCUCGUGAGGAGGAAAUGAGACCUGGCCUGUAAUGAAUUUAGCACACUGCAUGGCAGAGUGAAUGCUCAGUAACUAUAUAUUACUAUUAUUUGUAUAUAACCUACAUAAUUAAAAAAAAAAAAAAAAAAACCCACCCAUUGCCACUGAGUUGAUUCCAACUCAUAGCAACCCUAUAGGACAGAGUAGAACUUCCCCAAAGGGCUUCCAAGGAGUGGCUGGUGGAUUCAAACGGCCGAUCUUUUGGUUAGGGUUAGCAGCUGAGCUCUUGAGCACUGUGCCACCAGGGCUCCCCUGUAUGAUUACAUUUAUAUUUAAUAAUCACUAUCAGUUGGACACUGACGGUAUGUACAGGGUCCUUGAGCUUACAUCUGUUUGGGCAGAUGAAACACAAUGACAGGAUGAAUGAUGGUGUCAGGCAGGCGAGGUAUCAGGCAGCACAAGCCAUUCCAGACCAAGGUAGACAGGAAGGGGCCAGAGGGGCCGGAGGGGCUGGGCCAAGCUACAGGUUUAGGUGGGCAGCUGCCUGCAGGCAGGGCAGAGAGUGAGGCCAGGGCUGGGUGGGGUAUGUGGAAGGGCCUGACCACAGUGACAGGAUGGCGCCCACACUCCUCAGGCACAGGAAGCCCCUGAGGCGGGGCAGAGGGCAGAGCCUCACAGCAGGGAGACUAGGCUGGAGAAGACAUGCUAGCUGGUUCUCAGGGCAUGGAUGUCCAGUGCUGGCUCGGCCACCUCCUAGCUGUGGGACUUAGAGGUGUGCCUCUCUGAGCUCCCAUCCAAAAUGACUGUGUAGCACCUGCCUGCUACUUCUUGGUAGGAAUGAAAUGCUAUGAGGCUUGUAAUGUGCCUGGCACAUGGUAAAUGCUCAAUAGACAGCAGCUGCUGUUACUUAGGAGCCGUGGUGGUGCAGUGGUUAAGCGUUUGGCUGAUAACCAAAAGAUCGGCAGUUCGAAUCCACUAGUUGCUCCUUGGAAACCCUAUGGGGCAGUUCCACUCUGUCCUAUAAUGUUGCUAUGAGUUGGCAUCAACUGGAUGGCAACGGGUUUGGUUUUUUUUGUUUGCUAUUACUAAUGGGGCUUCUUACCAAUAUCUGGGGAUUCCAAGUACCCAGUCUAGUGGAAGGGCCCAAGACCCACAGCUAGAACUCUUAGACCACAAGUCCCAGGAGAUGAUAGAAGUUAAAGAGCAUGGAGUCUGUAGGGAACUGCUGAGGGCAGUGGGGACAGAUGGAAGGGAAAGACGAUUUAGACAAAGGAGGCACACUUGACAGGGGACAUGGAUGUAGGAUGUAGUGUCUGCAAGGGCAUAAGAAAGGGAGGACACAAGGAUGACUCCAGGGAACAGACUGGUAGGCCUGUCCUCUGUCUCCUAAUGUGUCCUCCUCAGAGGUGGUCAGAGGCCCCUCAGGACAGCAGGGAAAGGGCUAGGCCCUCCGAAUGAGGGGCCCUAUGGCCAGCUGGCUGCAGGCUGGAUUGCAGUUAAGUAAGGGGUAGUGGUGGGGACAAGAGAGCAGGACACGGGGUGAACACGGGGCAAAAGGUAAAGUGCUUCCUAAGCAUGAUGGGGGCAGAGGGAGAGAGAUUCCAAACACACCCAGCAACCAAGAAUGCAGAGUCUUCGGACUGUCUGGGAUAAACAGAAACAAGACGCUGGCAGCAGCUGUCCCCAGCAGCAGGAAGGAGGGGGCUAUGUGAGGGGUGAGGACUGAGAUGCAGAGAACCACUGCAAAUAACGGGGUAAAGGGCACCUGUCUCAACCCCUAAUCUCCAUUUCACACGAACAACUCAAGGAGCAGCUUCUUAGCAGGAGUAUGGAGCAGAGGUUCAAGGACAGUGGCCCCAAGGCCUCUGCAGAGCGUCUUUGAAUGGAGUGCCAUCUAGGGGCGGCACCUGAGACAGAACAGCCAAGUGGUGAAGAACACAGGCUCAGCAACCAGACUGCCUGGGUUCAAAUCCUGGCUCUGGCACUUAUCAGCUUGGGCAAUCCAUUUCACUUCUCUGCCACUCAGCUCCUCCUUCAUAAAUUAGGGAUCACAGUAGUUCCCACCUCAUGAUAUAUGAGUUAAUCCAUGCCAACAACAUUGUCUGGGACAUAAUGGGCUUUCAAUAAAUGUUAUCCCAUUAUUAUUGCUGCUGUCACCACAAACUACAAAAAUACAUAGGUUCCCAUUCCCCCCUUAUGGCCUGUGCAUUGCUGCAGUCUUUCCUGCUGAGUCUGUCUACAGGUAGCCUCAGAAUCCUUCUCAGCAUAGUGCUCUGGGUAGCCACUGCCCAUGUCUUGGGUUGGGCCUACAAAUAGCAUCUCUACUUCACUCUGGGUUACAAUGAAGGCCUGAGAGAGAGAAAGUCCUGGCCGUCGCACACCUUCUUUCCCCCACUUCUCUGGUGAGUGCCUACUGCUUAGGACAGAGGAGCAGUGCAGAUGUGGGGAAUGGAGAAGUUGGUCCAGAGAGAAGGGUCAGGAGAGAAAACAGGAGCCUCAAGAAGAGGGUGGGACUAUUAAAUUCAGUCAAGUGUCUCUAGAGCAAAUUUACACACCUGAAGACAAUGUGGUGAAAGCUGAGACUCCACAUUUUCUUAACAUGUAAAUAUUUUAACAUGGAAACCAUUUAAUGAGGCCCAACUUGGCCCCAUGAACGUCAAAGACGAACCGUGACUACAAAUCCACUAAUGUAGCCAAGGCCCUGCAAAAGGCAAAUUUAACACCUUUGCACAAGUAACAAAGUUCCCAAAGAAAAUAUAUUUGUGAGCAUGCUAUAGUUUUAGCAACCCUAAUGGUGUGGAAGAGAUUCAAAAGGCUGUGCCAGUUAUUUGUUAGGGGACUCCGCAUGAGAUACUUCCCUUCUGAGAGGGACAAAAGCACUUGCCUGGCGGGGUCAUGGGGCUGCCCCCAUACAGGGCCUUGUGGGGCCUCUGGCACAGAGCAUGUGCCCCACAGACACUGACUAUGCUCAUCUCUACAUACACCUAUGUGCACGGACUAGAACGAGAGGGGCUUGAUGCCAGUGUGAUGGAUGGAGCGAAACGGGACAAAGUCGUGUUUAAGAGCACAAGUUCUGGAGUUCCUUCUCUGGGUCUCAGUUCCUUCCUCUUAAAUAGAGAUCAUGACCAUUCCUAUUUCAUAGGCUAUGAGAAGCACAAUCCCUGGCAGAUACAAUUAGUACCAGAUAAAUAUAUAGUCAGGGGACAGUAGACAGACCCUUGCAAGCAACAUGUCCAGCUCUGAGCUCAGCAGAGAGCAGUCCAUGCUUAGGUCAUCUGCUGAAUGGCCACCUGGAUGGGAUGGCAAGAAUAGGAGGGGUGCAUUGGGGGAGAGAAGGCAGGGAAGAAAAGGGCAGGGUAUGAAACAAGGAUGAGGCAGGUCAGCUUCCUAGGACAGCCCUCAGUUCUCCGUUUGGCCCACUGAUGAGUCACGCUGUGGUGCGUCAACUCUCUUCUGCUCCACAGUGGCGUUUUACCUUCACAAUUUCCUGUGCCAAGAUCCCGCCAACCACGGCGCACACAGGGGCCAUCUCGGAGAAGCAGUACCUGCAAAAAAAGAUGAGUGAGAUGGAGCCCCAGGGACAGGCAUCCCAAUGACAUCUGGGAAAGUUCAGGAGAGGGCCCUAAGUGCUACUGGGAGGAGUCAAUCUAGAGAACAAUGCUAAUGCUGGCGUUUGGGCAUGGAAAAGAAAUCUGAUCCGGGGUUAGUGAGUGGUUGGGAAAGACCUUUGAACUUUGGAAAGCAGGAAUUCUUUCAUAACACUUUCUUUCUGUUUUUAAGUUUAAGUUAAGACUAUAUCUGUGCUUCCUAAAAAUAAGGCCCUACAAAUAUCAGAUGUUUCAAUGCCCCGGUCACAUUCUCGCAAUUCUCUUCUCACCCAUAAUGGGCAGGGGCUCUAUCUGCUACUCCCAGACAAACAUCAGGGAGGAGGCCUGUGUUAACAUGCAGGAGGCCUGGGAAAUUUGGGGCUUGAAAUGGAAGCACGGGGACAGAAUACUCUUGGCUACCCACACAGAAAGCAGCCCUUCUGGGCCAGCCUGGAGCAUCCAGGGGACAGACUUUAGCAGAGACUGUCACCUGCUGCUCCAAAUCACCACCCUGUGAGCAAACACAUUCCUCCACUGCUUCCCCAGGAGGUGUGCUCCACAGGCUCCCACCCCUGCACACAAAGUUGUGAACAGGGACACAGACCAGCUAUAGGGAAGGCUUCCCUAAGGAAUGUGACCAUCAGGAGAUCAUCUCCAUUCUUCCCAGUGUGGUACACAGCCUUCCACAUGCUUUUAAAAGUGCAAAUUAUCAUUUUAAAGGCAAAUACAGUAAAACCUGAGAAAGCUGGAUCAUUUGUAAGGCGGAAAAACGGAAAUAUUUUCUACUAAUAGAGCGCAGAAAACUUGUGAAACCCAGAAAAACAAGGCAGUCCUACUGAGUUCCGGCUCUCACAGGUUUCACUGCAGAGGUAGUCCCUGACUGAGGGCCGAAUGCCACCCCCCCUUUUUUUUAAGUUUUCAUUAUUAUUGCCUGUAUCUUUAUAAAUCCAAUCUUUGUCUUUGGGGGUUGGAAACAUUACAUACAAACUUAUAGCUUCAACAUCUGCGCUUCCUACUCCUCCAGUUAUAAACAUUAUGUAAGCUCCACCCCCCAAAAAAGAAUGGCUGAAAGUAUGGUUUGUCCUGGGGACCACCUGUACUAUCAAGCCAUUAUUCAUUUGGCUUUGUAACUUACUGAUGGAUAUUUAAGCUGUUCAACACAGCAAUCACACAUUUUGGCAUAGGUGUUCAAUUACUCCUUGAGGCUCCUAAAUACAGAAUUGUUGGGUUUUGAAACUUAUUGCCAAAAUGCCUUCCAGAAAGGCUGUAUCCAUUUCAAGUCCCUCAUACCCUGGCCAAGACCAGCACACCCGUUCUGUUAAACCACAGUGCUAAUGUCUCCUCCUGCUUGGAAAGGUCCAUUACAGGCCUUCAGAACACAGAAGACUGUACCGAAGAAAAACCAAUCACUCAGAAUGCUACUAUUCAUGAUAAUCAACUCUGAGAAUAUUUCCUUUAAAUAAAAAUACACCUAUAUUUUUUUCUCCUGUUAAAAGUACAUCACCUCAAAAAAAUUUACCAAACUGAACCAGCAACAUAUAAAAGGGAUUAUACACCCCUGAGGUAAACUUUAAACCUUAAACCAAAAAUGUCCCCAGAAAUCUUCUUAAAACCAAACAUAGUUUAGCUUAACUACUAAAGAAUGUCCGCCUUGAGCAUUAUGCUCUUUUAAGAACUAUCUAUAUGGGACCGAACUGACAACAGCAACUUGAAAGAUGAGACAGGAAACGGGGGCAGUGCAUCAAUGUUUAUGGCAGAGGAAUAACUCAGAGAUGGAGGGUAAAAGAAUGGUUGUACAACUCGAAGAACGUAAUCAACGUCACUAAAUUAUACAUGAAAAAGCUGUCGAACUGGUGUAUGUUCUGCUGUGUAUAUUCUCAACAACAACAACAAAAAAAACAGAUUACACACCAUGACUAAGUGGGAUUUAUGCCAGGAAUGCAAGGUUGGUUUAACGUAUGAAAACUCAUCAAUGUAAUAAACCAUGUUAAUAAAGGAUCAUAACUCUAGGAUCCCCCCAUCCGUCUGUCAGUUUGUUGUACUGUGGGGGCUUGCGUGUUGCUGUGAUGCUGGAAGCCAUGCCACCGGUACUCAGAUACCAGCAGGGUCACCCAUGGAGGAAAGGUUUCAGAUGAGCUUCCAGACUAAGACAGUAGGAAGAAGGACCUGGCAGUCUAUUUCUGAAAAGCAUUAGCCAGUGAAAACCUUAUGAAUAGCAGCAGAACAUUGUCUAACAUAGGGCUGGAAGAUGAGCCCCCCAGGUUGGAAGGCACUCAAAAGAUGACUGGGAGAGAGUUGCCUCCUCAAAGUAGAGUCAACCUUAAUGACGUGGAUGGAAAAGCUUUCGAGACCUUCAUUUGCUGAUGUGGCACGACUCAAAAUGAGAAGAAAGAGCUGAAAACAUCCAUUAAUAAUCAGAACCUGGAAUGUACGAAGUAUGAAUCUAGGAAAACUGGAAAUCAUCAAAAAUGAAAUGGAAUGCAUAAACAUCGAUAUCCUAGGCUUAGUGAGCUGAAAUGGACUGGUAUCGGCCAUUUUGAACCGGACAAUUGUAUAGUCUACUGUGCUGGGAAUGACAACUUGAAGAGGAAUGGCCUUGUACUCAUCAUCAAAAAGAACAUUUCAAGAUCUAUCCUUAAGUACAAAGCUGUCAGUGAUUGGAUAAUAUCCAUACGCCUACAAGGAAGGCCAGUUAACACAACUACUAUUCAAAUUUAUGCACCAACCACUAAGGCCAAAGAUGAAGAAACAGAAGAUUUUUAUCAGCUGCUGCAGUCUGAAAUUGAUCGAACAUGCGAUCAAGAUGCAUUGAUAAUUACUGGUGAUUGGAAUGGGAAAGUUGGAAACAAAGAAGGAUCAGCAGUUCGAAAAUAUGGCCUUGGUGACAGAAACAAUGCCGGAGAUCGAAUGAUAGAAUUUUGCAAGACCAACGACUUCUUCACUGCAAAUACCUUCUUUCACCAACAUGAACAGCAACUAUACACACAUACCAUGUCAAAUGGAACACACAGAAAUCAAACUGACUACAUCUUUGGAAAGAGACGAUGGAAAAGCUCAAUAUCAUCAGUCAGAACAAGGCCAGGGGGCCGACUGUGGAACAGACCGUCAAUUGCUCGUAUGCAAGUUCAAGCUGAAACUGAAGAAAAUCAGAGCAAGUCCACGAGAGCCAAAAUAUGACCUUGAGUAUAUCCCACCUGAAUUUAGAGACCAUUUGAAGAGCAGAUUUGAUGCACUGAACACUAAUGACUGAAGACCAGGCGAACUGUGGAAUGACAUCAAGGAUACCAUCCAUGAAGAAAGCAAGAGGUCACUGAAAAGACAGGAAAGAAAAAAAAGACCAAGAUGGAUGUCAGAGUAGACUCUGAAACUUGCUCUCGAAUGUCAAGCAGCUAAAGCAAAAGGAAGAAUGGAUGAAGUAAAAGAACUGAACACGAGAUUUCAAAGGGCGGCUUGAAAAGACAAAGUAAAGUAUUACAAUGACAUGUGCAAAGAGCUGGAGAUGGAAAACCAAAAGGGAAGAACAUGCUCAGCGUUUCUCAAGGUGAAGGAACUAAAAAAAACAUUCAAGCCUCGAGUUGCAAUAGUGAAGGAUUCCAAGGGGAAAAUAUUAAAUGAUGCGAGCAGCAUCAAAAGAAGAUGGAAGGAAUACACAGAGUCAUUAUACCAAAAAGAAUUAGUCAAUGUUCAACCAUUUCAAGAGGUGGCAUAUGAUCAGGAACCGAUGGUACUGAAGGAAGAAGUCCAAGCUGCUCUGAAGGCACUGGAGAAAAACAAGGCUCCAGGAAGUGAUGGAAUAUCAAUUGAGAUGUUUCAACAAACAGAUGCAGCGCUGGAGGUGCUCACUCGUCCAUGCCAAGAAAUAUGGAAGACAGCUUCCUGGCCAACCGACAGGAAGAGAUCCAUAUUUAUGCCUAUUCCCAAGAAAGUUGAUCCAACUGAAUAUGGAAAUUAUAGAACAAUAUCAUUAGUAUCACACCAAGCAAAAUUUUGAUGAAGAUCAUUCAAAAACAGCUGCAGCAAUAUAUUGACGGGACUGCCAGAAAUUCAGGCCGGUUUCAGAAGAGGAAGUAGAACCAGGGAUAUCAUUGCUGAUGUCAGACGGAUCCUGGCUGAAAGCAGAGAAUACCAGAAGGAUGUUUAUCUGUGUUUUAUUGACUAUGCAAAGACAUUUGACUGUGUGGAUCAUAACAAAUUAUGGAUAACAUUGCGAAGAUUCAUGGGAAUUCCAGAACAUUUCAUUGUGCUCAUGAGGAACCUUUACAUAGAUCAAGAGACAGUUGUUCAAACAGAACAAGGGGAUACUGAGUGGUUUAAAGUCAGGAAAGGUGUGUGUCAGGGUUGUAUUCUUUCACCAUACCUAUUCAAUCUGUACACCGAGCAAAUAGUAUGAGAAGCUGGACUACAUGAAGAAGAACGGGGCAUCAGGGCUGGAGGAAGACUCAUUAACAACCUGUGUUAUGCAGAUACAACCUUGCUUGCUGAAAGUGAAGAGGACUUGAAGCACUUACUAAUGAAGAUCAAAGACCACAGCCUUCAGUAUGGAUUACACCUCAACAUAAAAAAAAACAAAAAUCCUCACAACUGGACCAAUGAACAACAUCAUGAUAAACAAGAAGAAGAAUGAAGUUGUCAAGGAUUUCAUUUUACUUGGAUCCACAAUCAACAGCCAUGGAAGUAGCAGUCAAGAAAUCAAAAGACACAUUGCAUUAGGCAAAUCUGCUGCAAAGGGCCUCUUUAAAGUGUUGAAAAAGAUGUCAUCUUGAAGACUAAGGUGAGCCUGACCCAAGCCAUGGUAUUCUCAAUCGCAUCAUAUGCACGUGAAAGCUGGAUACAAUGAAUAAGGAAGACCGAAGAAGAACGGACGGCUUUGAAUUGCGGUGUUGGCAAAGAAUAUUGAAUAUACCAUGGACUGCCAAAAGAACGAACAAAUAUGCCUUAGAAGAAGGACAACUAGAAUGCUCCUUAGAAGCAAGGAUGGCAAGACAGCGUCUUACAUACUUUGGAUAUGUUGUCAGGAGGGAUCAGUCCCUGGAGAAGGACAUCAUGCUUGGCAGAGUACAGGGUCAGCGGAAAAUAGGAAGACCUUCAACGAGGUGGACUGACACAGUGGCUGCACCAAUGAGCUCAAGCAUUACAACAAUUAUGAGGAUGGCUCAGGACCGGGCAGCGUUUUGUUCUGUUGUGCAUAGAGUCGCUAUGAGUCGGAACCGACUCGACGGCACCUAACAACAACUGUAUGAUCACCUUAACAGAUACAAACAAAGCAUUUGACAAAAUCCAACAUACUUUCAUGGUAACACGGGUUUUUUUUAACAUUCAACAAACUAGGAAGAGAAGGACACUUCCUGAACCUCACGAAGGGUGUCCACGACAAACUCACAGCUAACAUUAUAGCUGACCCUGGUGGCGCAGUGCUUAAGCGCUCAGCGGCUAACUGAAAGGUCGGCAGUUCAAACUCAAGAGCUGCUUCGCAGGAGGAAGUUGUGGCAGUCUGCUUCCGUAAAGAUCAUGGCCUUGAAAACCCUAUGGGGCAGUUCUACUCAGAAGUGAGUCCAUGGCAAUGGGUUUGGUUUUUUGGUUAAGAUCAUACUUAACAGUGAAAGACUGGGUGUUUUCUCUCUACAAUCAGGAACAGGACAAGGAUGUUGGCUCUCACCACUUCUAUUGAACACUGUACUGGAGGUUCUAGCCAGAGCAAUUAAGGAAGGAAAAAGAAAUAAAAGACAUCUGAACUGGAAAGGAAGAUGUAAUACUAUCUCUAUUCACAGAUGACAUGAUCUUGGACAUAGAAAAUCCUGAGGAAUCCACAGGAAAAAAAAAAACUAUUAAACCUACUAAAUGAAUUCAGCAAG
Molecule: messenger RNA, 19881 nt
Organism: Loxodonta africana (African savanna elephant)
Lineage: Eukaryota; Metazoa; Chordata; Mammalia; Proboscidea; Elephantidae
Gene: BBC3
Product: BCL2 binding component 3
Exons: 3
Coding region: 2088-2744 (218 amino acids)
Biological process (GO): execution phase of apoptosis; positive regulation of apoptotic process; positive regulation of release of cytochrome c from mitochondria
Cellular component (GO): mitochondrion
Source: RefSeq, a predicted model, not a curated record